AUGCGCUACUCGGAUCUUGCGACUCGGAACGACGGAUCAAUGUCGUCGCACGCAGGCAGAAAUGCGCCGAACGCGGCGCAAAACGAGGCGCCAAAUCCGACCGCUGCGGCGGAGCUCCCGCCGCCGUCAUUCCACGUGGACGUGGCGAUUGCGGGCGGUGGACUCGCGGGGCUCGCGCUCGCCGCCGGCCUGCAGUCACGCGUCGUCGAGGCGGCCGUUUUCGAGGCCGCGCCCGCGCUGCGAUCUAACAACAGCACCGUCCUCGUUAUCUGGCCGAACGGCGCCGCCGCCCUCGACGGAAUCCUGCCCGGAUUGAGCGCAUCCGUGGCGCGACACGGCACGCUGGUCAACCGGCGCAGCCUCUGCAACCGGCGCAAGCCGCCUCCCCCGCCGCCGCCGCGGUCGCCGCCAGGCGGAGCUGACAGCGGGCCGGGGGAAAGUGGGUGCGCGGAACGCGGCGGAAGUGGCGCCAGUGGCGCAAGGGCGGGAGGCGGAAGUGGGGUUGGGAGCGGCGCAGCUACUCUAAGUUCUGAUUGGUUGGUGGCGGAGACGGAAGAAGCGGGACUGAACAUGGUGCCAUGGCGGCGCAUCCAAGAGGCACUCGCGUCGGCACUCCCUAGGCCCGAUUUGGUGCGAUGUGGGCAUCGCGUGGUGGGGUACCGCCCUGUGUUUAAGCGCAGGGGUGGCGGAGAGUGGGGAGCGGGGGACGCAAGGGGGACGGGGGGAGCAGGGGAAGCGGGGGGAGCGGGAGAGGGAAGUGAAGAUGGGGAAGGAAGUGAGGUGGAGGCGGUGGAUGUGAUCUGUGAGGUCGCAGGUUCGAAUCCUGGCGAGAAACAAAUUGUGGUUGUGAGGGCGAAGGUGCUGGUGGGAGCUGACGGGGUGAGAUCAGCCGUGAGGGAUCAAAUGAUUGGCGAUUCACCCCGGUUUCUCAAUCAGAUCGCAUGGAAUUCGUUCCUGAGCACUCCAGUUGAUGUCAGCAGCAGUCCCGCUGACGUCAGCAGCUCAGGAGAAUCAAGAGAGGCUGCUGUUCCCGAAUUGACGGCCCUGAUCGACGAGGUGUCGGGAUGCAGUGCGAUCUUCAUCACUUUGAAGAACGGCGAGAGAUUCUGGCAGGUGCGGUACGUUGAUUAUGAAAUGGACCCAACACUCCAAGACACCCCCUUUGCAGGCUUCGGCAGCAAGCAGAACAUUAAAGCCCGCCUACUCCCUCUCAUCCAAGCCAACCUCCCCCACAAUCCACUCUGGAAGCUAGCCUUCCGAGAAGCUUCCUCCACCCCGGAGCAUCUCAUCUUCGAACGCCGCCAGCUGGAUCGGCCGCCGCCCACUGAUUCCUGGAGUGACUCUGUAUGCGGUAACAGGGUUGUUCUUAUAGGGGAUGCGGCCCAUGCCAUGGAUCCUGGGCCAGGGCAGGGGGCACUGACAGGGUUUGAGGAUGCUCACCAGUUGUCCCUCUGCUUGGGUGAGACGGGGGAUCCGGACCUGCUUACCAAGCCUACUGCUGUGGCUGCGGCGGUUCGGAAGUUUGAGGCUCGGCGGAUAGGGCGGUGCGUUAAGGUGCAUCGGCAUGCGACUGCGCUGAUUGGGUAUGGGGAGGAGGGGAUGGAGUUCAAGAGCAGGAGUGUGGAGCAUCAGAUGAAAGCUAGCAUGGAGUUUACAAGGUGGAUGUACUCUUACCCUGACAAGAUCGAUGGCGAUCCAGAGUCCACCCUUUUCAAGUAA
Closterium sp. Yama58-4 is the source of this 1719-nucleotide messenger RNA. NCBI's taxonomy places the organism in Eukaryota, Viridiplantae, Streptophyta, Zygnematophyceae, Desmidiales, Closteriaceae. The record is from the annotation of a GenBank genome assembly.